CUCCCAAUUCACUUUCAACCAAAAUUUGACCUGGACCCAAACAAUCCCUAACCAUUCCGACCAAAGCCCAGGGACCCACACUCACAACCUUAAAACCGGUCGUAGGUUGUACUUUGUAGUAUGUUUAACCGCUGUAUCCAAGUUUACCGUUAAAUUCAAGAUUCCGGAGCGACAAUCUCUCUCUAAUCCCGCCGGCGGGAAUACUGAGUAUCCCUGACAAACAGCCACAGUCGGAAAAUUUUCCCAGAAUAAAUGAUCCUGAGGAUAUUGAAAAAAUCUGCGACCGUUGAAGUAUCCCUCUCUCUCAUUUAUAUCUCAUUUUCUUCUGGCAAUAAAUGCCACCGCUCCCCACUCUCUUAUUAUUCAAACUUGGCUUGGGGGUCUGGAACUGAAGAAAUAUAGCUGUUAAAAGGCUUUUGUGGAUACAGUUUUAGUUUUAUGGUGUUCAUCUGUUGAUUCAUUGGCUGCAGUGAUUGAUUGGGAGUGAUUCUUAGGUUGAAGACUUGAAGAAGAGUGAAUAAUAUAUAUCAGGCUUUUCAGGCCUGAUUAAUAAUGGCUAUUGUGAGUUUACAUAAUGUUUCUGCAUUUGAUUCUUCUUUCCCUGGUGAAUCAAGGCGAAGGGGCGAAAGAGAAAGUCCAAGGACAGGUGCAUCCACUCUCAUUCAAAUGUGGAGGGAGAUUGAGGGUGAGAGCAUGGUGAGUAAUACCAUAACCAGAUUUGGUGAUAGAGAUGGGAAACUGAGGAGUGAGGGUGUGAAUUCUGUGGGCAUUUUCGAGUCAGAUGGGCACAAUAAUGAAAAUCAGACAGUUUUAGGGAAUGAAAAUCAGAAUGGCACCUCAGAUUACUCCAUGGAUCUUGGGGAGAUAGAAAGACAGCGAGUCAGACAAGUUUUUCGGGGAUGGAUGGGCGAUGGUGUAAAGAUUCGUUCUUUGAACACAUCGCCUUCGCCUAUCAAUGGCCAAUCAAAGGCAGAUUGGUUAGGUGGAAGUGAGUGUGUGAAGUUGAGAAUUGUAAAGGAAGGGGUGCAGAUGUAUAAUGAGCAGAGAGGCUCAAACAACUCUGAUAGAGAUGAAGGGGGUGCUGAAAAUAGUCCUAAAAUUGAGCAAGUGAGUGAUAGGGUGCUGCUGAAAAAUUCUGGAAAUGGAGUGUGGAAGGGCUGCAGGGCCUUAAGAGGACUACGCGGCAGACAGGCUCUUCUCGAUUUGCUGCUCAAGGCUCAGAGGGAACGGCAGAGAGAACUUCAAAGUUUGAUGGAGGGUAGGCCUGUAUCAGACUUUGCUUAUCGUAAUCGCAUCCAGUCACUGCUGAGAGGGAGAUUCCUGCGCAAUGAUAGAUUGAUCCGGGAUGAAAGACCUGCUGCGGCUUCAGUUGCAGCAAGUGAAAUAGGCCUUCUGAGACAAAGACAAACUGUUUCUUAUUUGAGGGAAGGAUUUUUGUCUAGAUUGGUCCAUAUUGAGCCUAGUCAUGGUCAAAUUUGUGGUUUUCAGUCCAAUGACUCCUCUAAUGGUGAACAUAAUGCUCUUGAAAACGUUCGCUCUCAAUCAGACAUUGGACUAGACGUUACUGAUGAAUUUCGUGACCAAUCUGAGCUUUCAAAUGAAUGGAGAGAGAUCAAUGAAUCUCAGAGACUUGGGAACUCAGAGACAGUUGGGGAAAUGAAUCAGUAUGGAAGUACUGCCAAAACUGCUGAAACAUCAGAGCGAGGCUUAGAAUGUGACAGUGAAAGUUGGCUCGAAAGUGCAGCUAACCAACAGUAUCCAACAACUCGUGACAACGAUGUUGAAGAACAUAGUCAUGUUCAAGGCUCGGAGAAUGAGUGGCGUGGCAAUGCUAUACAGGAGGACUCGAUGGAUGCUCCUGUUGGAAGGGCGGACUCAUUUUACAUCCCAGAUGACAACGGUGUUCACAGCGUGGAGCUUAGAGAACUGCUCAGCAGGCGACGUGUCUCUAAUCUACUGCAAAGUGGUUUUCGCGAGAGACUAGACCUGCUGAUACGGUCUUAUGUGGAGAGGCAAGUGCAGGCUUCUCUCGACUGGGAGAUGGAUGGAACAGAAUCCUCCCCCGAUGCCAAUGAUCAAGGAAAUGGCAAUCAGGAUGAGGAUCACAUAAACGAUAUCGAAAGAAAUAACUUUUCACCAGAUUCUCUAUCCGAGCCUCUUUGGGACCAGGAGAUGCUGGACACAGAUAUGCUUUGCUAUAGUCCUCAUCCACGCCCUGGAGCGGAGUGGGAAAUCAUCAACGAGCUAAGGACCGACAUGGAUAGGCUUCAACAGCAGAUGAACAAUAUGCAGAAAAUGCUGGAAACUUGCAUGGACAUGCAAAUCGAACUGCAGCACUCUGUGCAAAACGAAGUUUUCGCAGCCUUAAAUCACUAUGCUGUUUCAAAAGAUGAAAAUGCUGCAAGUGAGGACAAUCUUCUGAAGGACAAACCGAAAUGGGAUAAUGUGAGAAAGGGAAUCUGCUGCUUAUGCUGCACAAGCAGCAUAGAUUCAUUACUAUACAGAUACCGCUAAUCUUUAUAGGUGUGGGCACAUGUGCACAUGUUCAAAAUGUGCCGAAAAACUGGUCCAAGAAAAUGGGAAGUGCCCAAUGUGUAAGGCACCUGUAGCUGAGAUGAUCCAGGCUUACUUUAUACAACAAUAGGAAUAUUAGGAUUGCCAAAGUGAAUAUAUAUGCAGAGGUCUUUAAUUUGAUUUUCUUGCACACUUGCUCUAUUACAUGGAUUACUCGAUGGAAUGGUCGAUUUGAUUCUAUGUUAAGAUUAAAGAAUUUGGGAUGAGCUUUUUUGAA
This is a messenger RNA of Ipomoea triloba (trilobed morning glory), 2791 nucleotides long. RefSeq lists its product as uncharacterized. Bases 553 to 2514 code for a protein of 653 amino acids. Lineage: Eukaryota; Viridiplantae; Streptophyta; Magnoliopsida; Solanales; Convolvulaceae. The transcript is spliced from 8 exons. The record is from RefSeq and is a predicted model, not a curated record.